Molecule: messenger RNA, 2734 nt
Organism: Cyprinodon tularosa
Lineage: Eukaryota; Metazoa; Chordata; Actinopteri; Cyprinodontiformes; Cyprinodontidae
Gene: ablim3
Product: actin binding LIM protein family, member 3
Exons: 23
Coding region: 71-2164 (697 amino acids)
Biological process (GO): lamellipodium assembly; cytoskeleton organization; cilium assembly
Cellular component (GO): actin cytoskeleton; stress fiber
Molecular function (GO): actin filament binding
Source: RefSeq, a predicted model, not a curated record
AUUAUAAUGAGAACAUCUCCUCGCGCUCUAUGGGAUUAUUGCGUGUUUGGAUGAGAACGCAUUGGGCAUCAUGAGUUCCAGUGCCCAUCAGCAAGUCUCAACACGCAGUGAGCGGAGCUCUGAGCGAAUCCGGUGCCAGCGGUGUCGAGAAGUAUGCAAAGGGGAAGUGGUUCGGGUUCAAGACACUCAUUUUCAUGUCAAGUGCUUCACCUGUACCGUCUGUAACUGUGACCUGGCACGGUCGGGCUUCUUCCAGAAGAAGGGCGAAUACAUUUGCACAGCAGACUACCAGCGUUUAUACGGCACACGCUGUGACCGCUGCAACAGCUUCAUCACUGGAGAGGUGGUCUCCGCUCUGGGACGCGCCUACCACCCUAAGUGCUUUGUCUGCAGUGUGUGCAGCAAACCGUUCCCGAUCGGAGACAAGGUGACGUUCAGCGGAAAGGAUUGCGUCUGCCAGCAGUGCUCCCACACACUUGUCAAGUCAAAUGAGCCCAUCAAGAUCCACGGACCCAGCCACUGUGCUGGAUGCGGAGCAGAGAUUAAACAGGGUCAGUCUCUCCUGGCGUUGGAGAAACAGUGGCACGUCAGCUGCUUCAGAUGUCAGACGUGCAACAUGGUUCUCACCGGGGAGUACAUCAGCAAGGAUGGAGUACCGUACUGUGAGGCAGAUUAUCAUGCACAGUACGGGGUGAAAUGUGAGACCUGCAACAGAUACAUCAGCGGACGGGUUCUGGAGGCAGGAGGGAAGCAUUACCAUCCCACAUGCGCUCGAUGUGCCCGCUGUAACACCAUGUUCAAAGAAGGGGAAGAAAUGUACCUGACAGGUUGUGAGGUGUGGCACCCGUUAUGCAAGCAGGCGGCGAGGGCAGAGAGAAGACUUAGACCCAGACGUCUAUCAGAGACCUCAAUCUCCCCCCCAGGAUCCUCCAUUGGUUCUCCAAGCAGAGUUAUAUGUGCCAGAGUGCAGAAUGAGAUCUUUGAUUAUAAGGACCUUGCAGCCCUGCCAAAGGUCAAGGCCAUAUAUGAGGUCCAACAGCCAGAUCUCAUAUCCUCCUCAUACCAGCCGUACCACAGAUACACCUCUGAUGAAAGGCUAGACACUUUCAGCUAUGGGGAGUCCCUUGGGACUCUCUCUCCAUAUUCUCAGGACUAUGACAAUCCGGAUGCCAAGCAGCACCGGUUCUCCAUUCCAGGUUAUAUUGACUCCCCGACAUACAGUCGUCAGGGCAUGUCACCCAUCACGCCUCGCUCUCCGCAGCACUUUGGCUACCCCGGUGAGAAAAGCUCUGAGAGUGGCAGGAGUUCGCCCUAUUAUGGCCAAGAUGGGCGAUCAAGCACACCCACCACAAACCAGCCCCCUAAACAUUUUCAUGUUCCAGCCACAGAGGACCCCAACAUCUACAGGAAGCCGCCCAUUUAUAAGAGAACGGAUAAUAUGGAAACAGCCACUAAAAGCAGAACUAGUGAGGAUAUCCUCCGAUCCUCCAGUCUGUCCACCUACUCUCCAGAGCCAUACAUGCAGUCUGAGUCGGACUAUUACCCAUACACCAGCUCCCCAAGAGCCUAUUGGGCACCAAGAAGACGCUUCUCGACUGGAGGAGAUGAAGAGAGUUGGAGUCAGGGUCUUCAAAGAAUUGGGAGUGGCAUCGGACGGAUGAUCCUCAAGGAAGAGAUGAAAGCCAGAUCUGGUUCCUAUGACAACGAUCCCUGGGGGAGCGCCAGGAAUUCUCGUUGCGGGAGCAAGGAAACACUGAACACGACAGGCUAUGGCACAACGGCGUACAACAACACCAUCAACGGCUCUCCAAGAUCUCAGUACAGCACUGAUAGCGACUUUGGCUGCAAGUCAGCCUCCCUUCCAGGAUACGGGCGCAAUGGUAUUCAGCGGCCUCAGAGCGCUGAUUGCUACCAGUAUCAGUAUGACGCCGGCAGCGAGGUCAACUGGGGAAGCAGAGCUGAAUAUAAGAUUUAUCCGUAUGAAUCGCUCAUCGUUACCACAAGGGGGCGGAAUAAGCUUCCUAAAGACGUUGACCGAGCGAGGCUAGAGCGCCACCUUUCCCCAGAAGAGUUCGUCCAGGUGUUCGGCAUGAGCGUGGAGGAUUUCGACCGGCUGGCUCUGUGGAAGAGGAACGAGCUGAAGAAACAGGCUCGGCUGUUCUAGAAGCGCCCGAAUGUUGAACGCCGCUGCAGAGAGAAACCCGACGCUGACUAGAGAACGGACCGUGAGGAGGAGAGAUUGCUUCUCAGCUCCACUGCCACGUCUGAGAACCUGUUCUGGAUCUCAACAGACGAUCCCACACAGAGUGGAUCUCUGGGAUACUUUCAGAGACGGACUGAACAUGAACAUGUCUGUACCCUGUAGUGAAAUGUAAGCAAUAGAGACUGUCACGCUGUAGUGUUUUGGUUUUAUAGUCGGGGCUGAGCUCCCCUGCAGCCGCAGAAGCCGCCUGUGGCCCGACUAAAACAAGCUGAGGAGGAUUUGGCUUUGCCUUACUUGUUAAAUGCUCUUUUAGUUAUGAGUGUGCAGCACCAGCCAUCUGAAGGAGUAGAAUGUAGAAACAGUGUGUAGUUUCUCAUUUGGACUGAUUCCAGCAUUCGCAGCAUCGCCUCCCUUUGGUCCAGGGGGCAUUUUCUUCAUAUGUUACUUCUUUUUCACAUAGAACAGGGCCGCUUUAUUUGACUGCGGGGUGCGAAACCUUUUAGCUGUUUCCGGGACCUGCUUUGAUUUUCU